This is a messenger RNA of Lampris incognitus (smalleye Pacific opah), 2409 nucleotides long. Its product is annotated as protocadherin alpha-8-like. Gene Ontology annotation, biological process: homophilic cell-cell adhesion. The coding region runs from base 1 to 2409 and encodes 802 amino acids. The record is from RefSeq and is a predicted model, not a curated record. Gene Ontology annotation, molecular function: calcium ion binding. The transcript has a single exon. Gene Ontology annotation, cellular component: plasma membrane. NCBI's taxonomy places the organism in Eukaryota, Metazoa, Chordata, Actinopteri, Lampriformes, Lampridae.
AUGGGAGCUGGAGGACAAAGAGGGACAAUGGAGAGCUGCUGGUUCGCCCUGCGCCUUUCUGUAUUGCUGUGUUUUUCACAGCAGGGCUCAGCUCAGAUAAGAUAUUCCAUCCCAGAGGAAGUAAACGUGGGAUCUGUUGUUGGAAAUGUCGCCAAGGAUUUGGGACUUGACAUCGGUACGUUGACUGACAGACGUUUUCGUGUUGUUUCUGGAUCUAACGAUGCUCUGUUCGAUUUAAACCAGAACAAUGGCCUCUUGUGUGUCCAUGAAAAUAUCGACAGAGAGGAGCUGUGUGACGGUAAUGCUGCCUGCUCAAUAAACUUGAAAAUAGUGGUAGAGAACCCUUUAGAAAUACAUUAUGUUGCCGUUGACAUCGCCGAUGUGAACGAUAAUUCACCCAUGUUCCAAGAGGAAGAGAAAAUAUUAGAAAUAUCAGAAUCCACUCUCCCAGGCAAGCGUUUUCAAUUACCAGCCGCCAGAGACCCAGAUAUGACUGUUAACUCUGUACGUGCGUAUAAAAUAAACAGCAACGAACAUUUUAAUAUGCAGAUACGAGAAAGAGGAGAGGACAGGGUGCCAUUUUUGGUUCUGCAAAAGUCUCUCGAUAGGGAGAAACAGUCCGAGCAUCGAUUGAUUCUGACGGCGGUUGACGGCGGAAGCCCACCAAGGUCUGGGACUCUUAACGUCACGGUUACAGUUAUGGACUCAAAUGACAAUCAUCCUGUAUUCAAGCAGGAGGUGUACUCUGUUACCCUACCUGAAAAUGUCGAGUUUGGGACGGUGGUGGUUAACGUUGAGGCAACAGAUGAGGACCAGGGUACAAAUGGAGAUGUAGAAUAUUUUUUCGGACGUGAACUUGACCCGGAUAUAUAUGAUUUAUUCGGCUUAGACAAAUCAACCGGCGAGAUUAUAGUAAAAGGCGAUAUUGAUUUUGAGAAAGUUGAUGUGUACAAGUUAGACGUCCAUGCCACCGACAAAGGAGCACCCCCAAUGAGCACGGACUGUAGUGUAAUCAUCAAAGUAAUUGACCUUAAUGACAAUAAACCUGAGAUAGAUGUGACGUCCCUCAUCAAUAUGGUAUCGGAGAAUGCAAAACCUGGCACGGUCGUCUCACUGAUUAGUAUAACAGACCGGGACUCCGGAAUAAAUGGUAAAGUUAUAUGUAGCCUUGCACAAAAUGAGCCAUUUGAGUUAAAACCGUCAUUUCAAGAUAAUAUGUACUCCUUAGUCACCAGGCAAAAAUUAGACAGGGAAACGGUUUCACAUUAUGACAUCACCAUAACAGCUACUGACUGUGGCGACCCUCCCCUGUCGACCUUCAAAACAGUGAGUAUUCGGGUAUCAGAUGUGAACGAUAACAGCCCACAAUUCUUGCAAAACCCAGUGGAACUUUACCUGGUAGAAAAUAACAUCCCUGGUAAAUCCAUUUACUCUGUCAGUGCUUCUGACAACGACUUAAAUGAAAACGCUGCAAUACUCUAUGAAAUAGUGAGAGGGGGAGGAAGUCUGAAUGACAUGGCAUCGUUCCUCAGUAUAAAUUCUGACAACGGACACAUUUCAGCACUGAAAAGUUUUGACUUUGAAACUUUGAAGACUUUCCAGUUCCAAGUGGUUGCCACAGACUCCGGAAGUCCCCCGUUGCGCAGCAACGUGACAGUGAACGUGUUCAUCCUGGAUCAGAACGACAACGCUCCAGUCAUCUUGUAUCCAGUCAGCGGUAACGGUUCUGCUGAAGGUGUGGAGGAGAUUCCCCGCAAUGUGAACGCAGGUCAUCUGGUGACUAAAGUGAGAGCGUAUGACGCUGAUAUAGGAUAUAACGGCUGGUUGUUAUUUUCACUGCAGGAAGUCACUGACCACAGUCUGUUUAGCUUGGACCGCUACACAGGACAGAUAAGAACACUUCGCCCAUGCACAGAGACAGACGAGGCUGAACAUAAACUGGUCAUACUGGUGAAAGACAAUGGGAACGUGUCACUCUCAGCAACAGCUACUGUGGUUGUCAAGGUUGUGGAGCCCAAAGAGGCUUUUGCUGCUUCUGAUGUUAAAAGUGCAGCAAAAGAUGAAGAUGAGGACAAUGUGACACUUUAUUUGAUGAUAACUUUGGGCUCAGUUUCAGCACUUUUCCUCAUCAGCAUCAUCGUGUUGAUUGUAAUGCAGUGCUCCAAACCUGCAGACUAUUCCUCCAAGUAUUUACAAGACCCUAAUUAUGACGGGACUCUGUGCCACAGUAUCCAGUACAGAUCUGGAGACAGACGGUACAUGUUAGUUGGACCCAGAAUGAGUAUAGGAUCUACUAUAGUCCCAGGAAGCAAUGGGAAUACUCUAGUGGUCCCAGACAGGAGACAAACAUCUGGAGAGGUAAGAUGUGUUUCAAAAUGUCAUGUGCAAUUACAUACUACGUAUAUUUGA